ACAGCCUUUAUGGACAGCCAGCUACUACUAUGUAAUGCUAUCGUCUUCAUAACUUAGAGUACACAUUGUCAGAAUAUUUCGGGAUGGAAUUCCCAGUAGAUUUAUUGGACAGGGUGGAUCCUGAGUACCUAGAACAGUCAGCGAAAGAAUAUAUGUCCCAAUUGCUCUGCAGAAAUCCAGAAACACAUGACUACUUCACCAUACCUGACUCCAAACAGAUAGAGUUGGUCCUCAGAAAUAUGAGCUUUGUCCCCCUCUAUGGGGUUGACGUUAAAAAGAAGGUCCUUGCACUUUUUUUACCAGAAGAGGAUUUUAAAGUUGUUGGACUUUACCUGCUGGGUCAGUGGUGGUCAGUUGAGGACAUUCUUAAGACAGCAGCGCGCUCACGAACAGGACUACACGAGGUCUUAACCACAGGAGAGAGGAUAGUCCUGUAUGUUCUCAACAGAAUUUUUUACAGAACAAAGGAGAUGACCAGCGAAGAUGUCCCAUUUCUCUGUCAUGGAGAAAAUGAAAUUGCCAAAAUCCUUUGGAAAGAUGGCGAGGCAAUUGGCUUUUAUUCAGUCAAAGCUGAGGGCAGUUUGUGCAGUAGCUUUUUGACCCAGUGUUAUCAGCUCCCAGUAAUGGAUACCAUUUUUGUUAGAAAGAGUCAUCGUGGCAAUGGAUAUGGUCUAUACAUGUUAGAGGACUUUGUUGGCAGUUUCAGAAAUGAUUUUUUGGGACUGAAAUAUCCACUUACAACAGCAAUGUAUAAAGUUUGUAAACAAUAUCUCAGCAAAUAUCCAGAAGACCAAGAAUUGCUGUGGGAAGUAAAAAGUAUUGGAGGACCUUUCCAGAGGAAACAGAUAGCUAAAAGGCUACAGGCAAUUGAGCUAAAAGGAAAUCACACAGUUGUGGGCAGACUGAAUUUUGAGUCAGAUAGUGCAGAUGCACCAGUGGAAGACGUGAUUACACAAGUACAGAGGAGAAUGGAGUACACAGAAAAAGUUGUGGAGGAGGUGGUCCAGAUUAAAUUAACAAAAGAGGUUGAGGACAUGCCUGUUACAGCAAGUCAUGGGAGCAACAACAAGCCCAAACGUAGAGAAGACAUAGGAGAGACAACUGAGAAAAUCAAUAGGGUAGAAGGUAUUGACACUGGAGUUCAGUCCCUGGUGGAUGAUCCAGUGUUUGAGGAUGACACAAAUUCUUUGAAUGUAAAAGAGGACACAGCUGUCACACUGACUCAUAAUGUGGUGGGCAUAUUGGACGUCACUCGUCUUCACUGCGAAGAACAGAAAGAAUUGUCCCAUCAACCCAAGGAAUGUGUUCAGGAUGUUCUAAUCCAACCUAUCAAAGCUGUGAUGACUUCGGAGGCACUCCUAAUGAAAACAAAGCCGACUGCUGUUACGGAACGACAGAGCGUAAAGGGCAGUGAGGAUACACGAACUGUAACAGUGUCGGAAACUGACACUGUUCCUGUAGUCCUUCCACCCUUAGAAGUGCAGAAAGUGGUAGAGGCGUCGAUCGUUAAGACGACUUUAGGAACUGUAGAGAUAAAAGAAAACACUCAAGAGGUCACACGGGAUGAAGAUGGGAAACAUGAAGCUGAGCAGGAGAUGUCUGAAGAGAACAUACUAGCUGAGGAUGCAAAAACAAGCAGAGACAUUGCUGCCCUUCAGAAAUCAUGGCAACAGACUCAACUUGAUCAUAAACCAGUUCCUGUUGCCUCAGAGGAUGUUUCAGCUGAAGAGAAAAUAAGCCAACCUGGGACAGGAAAACGAAAAGAUGCUGAAAUAGAAAACAGGGAGGAUACUGCAGUUUUUCCAGCGGAAACAGACGAGAUGCAUUUAGCAAGAGAGUUGCAGAAAGUGGAGGAAAAUGUCCUGCCAAUAUUAAAACUGCAAAAGCAUGAUGUUGUGGUUGCUGAUCUCAAGGAUGUUUCUCCUACACCAGCAGAUAAGAGUGAAGCCUGUGAAAAAAUAUUGCAGUCACAGAAAGAUGAUAAAACUGUAGACAUGACUGUAGUUAUGGAUGAAGAUGUAGAUGUUGAACCAGUAAAGAAAGGAAAAGACAAUGUAGUAGACCAGAUAUCUAGGGUUGAAAACAAGGGUGCUCAAAAAAUAGAAAAAAGGAAUGAUGAGAAAAUUGACUCUGGGGAAGAAACGGCAUCAGAUAACCAAGGAAGAGUUCUAGAAUUCUCUGUGGCAGACUCUAAGAUAAACUAUGUCUUCCCAUUAAGGCCUUCCGGAAAAUUCAAGGAUCAGCCUCCAGAAAACACACUGACAAAAAGGGUUCUGAGAAGCUCUGCAAAAUGUGCCAAGGACCCGUCCAAACAAGGGUAUGGGCAACGAAAUAAUGAAGAGGAUAAUGAUAAUUUGACUGGCUCUAUAAAGGAUAAAGUUGAGGAUGAGAGAAAGGUCGAAAUAGAAUAUUUAUACCCAGCAGUGCAUGUGGUGGCAGGCAUAGAACCUGUAAAAGAGACAAGUACUUUUCAAGAAAUCCCACUGGAUGAAGAAAAACAAACUGAAGGUGCCCACGAGCCAAGUCAAGUUGAUUAUGAGGAAUCAGAUACUCGGACUAAACUGGUGCAAAAGGAAAAUUCUGAUAACGCACACAAGGGAGAAUUUAAAAAAAAAAAAGCUAACAAUCCGUAUUUUGGGAUCUCAAUUCGAUGUUCUAAACGAUUUAAAGAGCAGACUGAGUUGACUGACACCGAUACACAUGAUUUAGAUGAGCUCAGUGAAGAGAAGAAGAAGAUGGAUGGUUGUCCUCAGGAUGAAAAUAAGGUGGAGGAAGAUGUCAGGACUGAGCAAUUUAUAGAACAAGACACAACAACAGACCCAGAUCCUGGAGGUGCUGCAGCAGCAAGCAUCUCUGCAGAGAAACGUCCUGACCUUCAUGAUGCGGACACUGUGAAAGGUGCUAAAGCAGAAGCUGAAGAGAAAGCAGCAGUGCAAACAGUUGAUGAUUCUGCAGGUCACGAGGAAGAACACAGGGAACCAGCUAUAGUGAGGGCACCAGAAAUUAUGGGUGGACAGAGCUUUACGGAGUCAACUUCAAUCAUGAAACCUCAACAAACUUCUAUUGUUCUUGUGGAUUUGAAUAAGGUUUCAGUCAUACCAACAAGUGGGAUUGAGAUUGUUAAAACAGUGCAAUGUCAGGAGGGGGAAAGAGCAAACAAGACCAACACUGCAGUGGAAGAGGAUAAAUUUGAAGAGACGAAGAUAGAGGAGUCCAUAACAGAAAGCCUAGAGUUAAAUGUGGAAAUGGCUGCAGGUAACACCCCAAGGAGGUACAAUGAACAAGAGGAGAAUAUUUUGGUAAAAGAAAAACUGAAAGAUGAUAAACCAAGUGAGCCUGUAGAAGAAAAAUCUACUGCCAUAGAGGCUAAAAAAAUAGCAGAAAAGGAUAACAAUGAGAGUUGCAAAAAACAGAGUGAUGAUCAAGAGAGUAUGAUGCUUGCCCAGGGGGAGGUUGUCCAGAAAAGGUCUGAUAAAGAGCCAUUAAUAAUCACAACCAAAAGUCUUAGACGUAGAACUGUAACAGUCAAAUCUACACCAGAAAGAAGAAAUAAACGGCUCACGAAACCAGGAGAGCAUUUUGAAAAAGUAGAGGCAGAGAAACAAACAGAUGUAAAUGACUCUGCAAACAAAACAGCUUUAACAAAUAAAUGCCCAGAGGAAAACAGUAUGGCUGUGGAGGGUGGCAUAACUGAGAAAAAUGUGGAAGAUACUAAUGAAGUUUCAAAAGUUACUUUGGAGAAACAAUGCAAUUUGGAGGAGCAGGAACUGGAAUCAUCAACUGCUGAGGAAAUGACUGAAAUAGAGUUAAAAGCACUGCAUAAGAUAGCUGAAGGUGGGAUGCAAGAAACUGAAGAUAAAGAAAAUGAGAGGAAGGCAUCAGAUCAAGAAGUAAGUGUUGAGGCAGAGGCUACUACAAAAGAAAUGGACAAGGUGUUAGAGAUGGAGAGUGCUGAGAUGGAAUAUGAAAAUAUCCAGAAUAAAGAUGAAGAGAUGAUUUCACUUGCAGAGGACAGCAUUGCCCUGGAAAAGGAAGCAGCAACUACAAGUGCAGCAUAUGUGAAAGCAACGGCAACCACAGAAACAGUUCAAAAGAUCAGGAAAUCUGAAAACACUGAAGAUGAAAAUGAUAAAAGGGUGAAUGAAUCUGGUGAGGAUGACACUGACCUCAGCUCAGAUCAAGAAGAGGCAGUCAUCAUCACAAAGCAUCUCAGACACAGAACAAUAAUAACUAAGUUUCCACUUCGAGGAAAACCUGUACCUCUCUGUAUGCAAGUGGUGCAUACAGAGAAAGCACAGGCUGAGAAGGAAGCAGAAAUAAAUGAAGCUUCAAAUGUACAAGAAGCAGAAGAAAGCCAGAACCAGCCAGAGAAGAGAGACUUAAGGAGAACAGAGGAAGAAUCCGAAGACAAGUUUGGAGAUGGAGAGGCAUCCUCUGAUGUGAACAGAAACAAAGUCAUUUCAUACGAGCAGGAAGAGAAAAACAUUAAUGAAACUGAUGCAGCAAUGGCAGAAGUGUUAACUGAUAGGGAAAAACAAACAGGGGAAGGAGAAACAGAGGAGAAGAUGAAAAACAAUGUGACAAACAAGAAAUCGGACAUGAAACUCCUGCGAGAUGGAAAGCACCUAACAGAUGACAAUGUGGAGAAAAUAGAAUCAGAUAGAAUCAGCAAGAGAAAAGAGAAGCUGGGCCUUGGAAACCCUGAAGAGAAAAAGGGUCCGGAGGAGAACAUUCUGGACAAGGCAGAGGAGCAGAUGCUUGAGGAAAUGUCUGAGGGAAAGUCUAAGAUAGAAGCAGAAAAGCAGCUUGAAGAAAAAAAGGAUAAGAAACACAUUUCCACUGCAGAAGAAAUCCUUCAUGAUGUGGAAGAGGGAAUACAUCAUGGAAGAUGGACACUAAGAAAAAGAACAAUAACAAUUAAAGCCAGCACUGAAAGGAAAUCCAAGCGUUUCUGCAAACAACUUCUGGAUGAAAACGCCAGGCAAGCAGAGGGAGCGCAUACUGGAGAUCUUUUAUUUGUGCAAAAGCCAGAAACGGAGCAGACCAAUUUGAAGUCAACUGCAGAAGCCACAGCUCAAGGUGAUGAUCAAGAAAAAAUAGAUGAAAGUGGUAUAGGUAGAGAACUAUCCCAGACGGCUCAGGAUUAGGAAAAACUAAGAGGGGAAGAAAUAGAGAAAGAAGUGGAUGGAGGUCAACCAGUCCAGUUGAGAAGGAGAUGGAGAAAUCACAGGGGAAAAGAAAACACAGUCGGGCUAAAGCCUCGUCGAUCUAAACGACUUGCAACUCCAAAAUGAUAUAAGUAAAUGCAGAGUUUGAUAUACAUGGCUUAAGGGAGCAAAAUAGCGUACCACAAGUGACAAAUAUUCUAGAAAAUGCAAGCAGUGUACAGUUUGGUUUAAUACUAAACAUGAUGGUGUUAAGCAUAACCUAAUGGGUAAUUGAUUCCAGUAACACACAAAAUGUUAAAUGGGAUGCACACUUGUUCUAUAUUACUUGCUUUAAAUAUAGUUAAUAUUGCAAUAUAUAGAUAUAUUUUCAGCCUUUUCUUUUCAUGAAUGUAAAAUCCCAAAUACUGUCUCUACAUUUGUGCCUGUGAAUACAUUUAGAUAAAAACGGAAUAUAGAAUGCAUUACAUUAUAUUCAACAUAGAAGCACAAAUAGUCUAUUUGUAUUUAGCUGCCAGAACUAC
Messenger RNA from Electrophorus electricus (electric eel), 5689 nucleotides. RefSeq lists its product as uncharacterized. Lineage: Eukaryota; Metazoa; Chordata; Actinopteri; Gymnotiformes; Gymnotidae. The record is from RefSeq and is a predicted model, not a curated record.